Molecule: messenger RNA, 1048 nt
Organism: Sinocyclocheilus rhinocerous
Lineage: Eukaryota; Metazoa; Chordata; Actinopteri; Cypriniformes; Cyprinidae
Exons: 2
Coding region: 36-932 (298 amino acids)
Source: RefSeq, a predicted model, not a curated record
CCAAUCACUGAAACGAGAAGCAGGUGAAUGUCAUCAUGCACUUGACCUACUUACUCACCGCUCGUCUCCGACCGCUCUCUCCCGCUGCAGACUCCGCUAAACCACGCCCCCCUCGCCACAUACCCCCACCGCCCGACUCAGGCCGGGGAGCCCUCCGGCCCGCAGCCCCCCCCAUUCCUGGAGAGGAAGUCCGCCACGGCCAUCUGCGCCCCCGGCCUGUGGAUCACCUUGAACUUAAAUGGCUGGAGAGCCAGAUACCAACGAGUGAUCCGCGCAUUGGUAUCCUUCAUGCGGUGGAGCCACUGCAGGGGCGCGUGGUCCGAACAGAGAGUGAACUCCCGGCCCAGGAGAUAAUAACGGAGGGUGAGAACCGCCCACCGGAUCGCCAGGCACUCCUUUUCAAUGGUGCUGUACAUCGUCUCUCUCUUAGAGAGCUUACGACUGAUGUACAGCACCGGCCGUUCCUCACCCUCUAUCUCCUGGGCCAGGACCGCUCCAAGCCCCCUGUCCGAUGCGUCCGUCUGCAGCAAGAAGGGGAGAGAAAAAUCAGGAGAGUGCAAAAGUGGUCCGCCACACAGAGCAGUCGCAACCGCUGCCGUCUUACUAAUUUGGGGACGCACCUGCCCGUGGCCCAAGUGGAAGCCCAGAUACCGCACCUCGACCCGCCCAACCGCACACUUCUUCGGGUUGGCCGUCAGUCCGGCCCUUCUCAGCGCUCUCAGUACGGCCCACACAUGCUCCAUAUGCCGCUGCCAGUCGUUGCUAUAGAUAAUAAUAUCAUCCAGAUAAGCAGCAGCAUAUGUCGCAUGUGGCCGAAGAAUCUUAUCCAUGAGGCGCUGAAACGUGGCCGGCGCCCCGAACAACCCGAACGGAAGCGUAACGAAUUGGUGCAAUCCGAACGGCGUGGUGAAGGCUGUUUUUUCUUUGGAUAGAGGUGAUAAGGGGAUCUGCCAGUAUCCUUUAGUUAAAUCCAGUGUCGAAUAAAAACAAGCUGCACCCAGCCGAUCAAGCAGUUCGUCAACCCGCGGCAUUGGAUAUGCGUCGAAUU